This is a messenger RNA of Siniperca chuatsi (mandarin fish), 3148 nucleotides long. RefSeq names its product gamma-glutamyltransferase 5a (gene ggt5a). Gene Ontology annotation, molecular function: glutathione gamma-glutamate hydrolase; leukotriene-C(4) hydrolase activity. Gene Ontology annotation, cellular component: plasma membrane. Gene Ontology annotation, biological process: glutathione catabolic process; inflammatory response; leukotriene D4 biosynthetic process. Lineage: Eukaryota; Metazoa; Chordata; Actinopteri; Centrarchiformes; Sinipercidae. The record is from RefSeq and is a predicted model, not a curated record. The transcript has 12 exons. The coding region runs from base 123 to 1772 and encodes 549 amino acids.
ACGCCCCUUCUGAUGGGACAACAGGACUCAGUCAGUGAAGUUGGAAUAUUCCAGCGGAGAUAACCUGUAAAGGUCAGGUGAAACUUUAAAGAUCCCCGCGGAGGUGUUGGAUAAUAUCAGUCAUGGCGAGGUCUAAGGCGAGGGUGUACUCUUGUUGCGCACUGAUACUGCUCUGCUUGGUUGCUAUAAUUGUGUGUAUUGCUGUACUUGUGAGGCACAAGUGUCCAGAUGACACUUUCUCAAGCGCUGCAGUGGCCGCAGACUCGGGGAAAUGUUCAGAGAUUGGACGGGACAUCCUUCAAAGUGGAGGUUCAGCGGUAGAUGGCGCCAUUGCUGCGCUGCUGUGCACCUCCGUCAUGAACCCACAGAGUAUGGGCAUCGGAGGGGGGUCCAUAUUCACAGUAAUGGACAGCUCUGGUAAAGUGAACAUCAUCAACUCCAGAGAGACUGUGCCUAGGUCGUUUAAACCUGACCUGCUGAAGUCAUGUUCCAAGACCUUAGCAGGCAGCCAAUGGAUUGGGGUCCCAGGGGAAAUUCGGGGUUAUGAACAGGCACACAGGCUUUAUGGGAAGUUGCCUUGGGCCACCCUCUUCAAGCCGACCAUCCAACUGGCCAGAGAAGGGUUUCCUAUUCCUCAAGUCCAAGGUCGAUACCUCCCGUACAUUGAUACGAACGAGACCCAGUCACUACGAAAGUUGUUUUCAGAUAAGAAUGGGAACUUGCUGAAGACCGGCGAUAUUGUGAAGUUUGAGAAACUGGCCGACACGUUGGAGAUUAUUGCAAAUCACGGGGCAGACGCUUUUUACACUGGAAGAAUAGCAGAGGAUUUAAUCCGUGACAUACAGGAGGCAGGAGGAACACUCACAACGCAGGACUUGGCAGCGUAUAGAGUUACAGUGACUGAUGCGUGGGUUGUUCCUUUGGGAGAGUACAAGAUGUACAUACCCCCACCCCCUGCAGGAGGCAUCAUCCUCAGCCUCAUCCUUAACAUCAUGAAAGGCUAUCACUUGAAUUCAGCAUCUCUGGUAGGUGAACAAAAGACACGGACCUAUCAUCACUACGUUGAAGCUUUUAAGUUUGCCAAUGGAUUAAAGAAACACAUCCAUGAUCCACAGUUCGGCUCAGAUGAAAUGGCCAAGAAAUUCACAGAGGAUAGCUUUGCCAACCACAUACGGAGCUUAAUCAGCAGCGACAAGACUCACGACCCACAGUAUUACAACAUCACCCCGUAUCUGGACAGCAUGGGCACGACGCAUGUGUCUGUGCUGGCUGAGGAUGGAUCUGCUGUGUCUGUCACCAGCACCAUCAACCACAUAUUUGGCUCAAAGGUCUUCUCUCCGAGAACUGGAGUCAUCCUCAACAACGAGCUGUCCGACUUCUGUGGGAGAGUCGAUAACAUCUUUCCUGGGGAGCAGCCUCCCUCCUCCAUGGCCCCCGCUGUGCUGAAGUCUCAGUCGAAGACGCUGGUGAUUGGAUCGACUGGCGGGAGUAUGAUCACGACUGGGAUCGCCUCGGCUCUUAUGAACCACCUUUGGUUUGGAAAGAGCCUCAAGGAGGCGAUCGCUGCUCCGGUCGUUUAUGUCGACUCUCAAAACGCAGUGAAGUUUGAACCCGCGUUUGAUAAGGAUGUAAUCGAGGAUCUGAAAGCUCUGGGACACAAACGCGAAACUGCAAAACAUUUCUACAACGUGGUCAAUGCUGUGGAGAAGGAGGGCGGCUGUAUCUGUGCAGUGUCUGAUGCCAGGAAACUGGGCAAAGCAGCCGGUUACUGAGACCAAGAGCCAGUGACCAUUGGUUAUGCAGGGGGGCCUGAAGGUUACAGAGACCUUGCUGCAGCCACAAACCCACAAAAGCUGCAACAGAUGGUGUUUGUGCUGCUGGAAAAUCAUUGAACAGUGAAUAACAGGCCUCUUCAGCUGAACACUCACAGUAACAUGUAGCAGGUGAACACGUGGCCUCUGAACAGAACUGUAACAGUGACAUGAUGGAUUUUACUGUGCAAGAAGAAACAACUAUGACUGUAUCUGACCUCCUGUGACUCUUCUGUUCAGCUUGUUUGUACACAUUUGUAGCACUCCUACUCUUGUCUUUUUGCAUCUUUCUAAUGUAAAACUAAAACAAGUGGUGAUACCUACAAAUGUUCAUUUAUUCCAUUAUUUCACAUCUUACAAGUGACUUUAUAGUACAUUCAUGUUAAUAUCUGAGACAUAGAAUACAUAGCAGGCUAUUUUAGACUGUCUCAUUAAGUUAACUUGUUCAUGGUUGGUUUUAUCUGGUUAUUCUUUCAUAUUUAUAUGAGCUGUUUUAGUACUGUUUAUUAAAUAAACAGUGAAUGAAAUAUAGAUAUUUGUAAUAUUCAAAUAAAAUAUUUUCUCUUUUUACAUGCUUCAUAUACUGUAAUGAAUACUAUCUUCCAAAAACAUCCUAAAAGCUGCUUUUCAGGAUGCAAAUUUCCUGCACGAAAUGUGUUAACUGUCCAUACUUUGAAGGGCAAUUAACAAAAAUUGGUUAAAACUAUUUUGGUUUUUGAAAUACUAUUUGAACACAUUCAAUAGAAACACAUGGAUGUCACAAUCUGUGCCAUUCUUAAAUUGCAUUUACUGAGUUCAACACAAUAACAGUUUGAAAGAAAAGUGCUUGAAAUGGACUGCAUGUGUUUUUCCCAGUAAAGGUGUUAAGUGACACAAUGCAGGUGCAAAAAUAGGAAAACAGAAUAAGUGGAUGAAGGGUUAUAUAUAGGAAUUAUAACAAAUAAAAGGACAAAAAUAAAUAGAUCCUGGUUGCAAUCUAUGCCAAACAACCAAAAUGGCAAGUGCUUUUUUUGGAUGCACCUCAGCCGGCAGGUCAGUCCUUUAACCCGAGGUCACUGCUAUUGAAAUCUGCUCUGUAAAUCUAUUCCUCUCUUCCAUAAUGUAUUCUGAACAAUCUGUGUGACUUCUCUGUGCUGUUUUUCACAUAUUAUUUUUCAUUUUGUGCUGGCGCAUGCAGCAGCUGGAGCAAGAUAAUCCGAUCAGAUAGUGACUCAUACAAAUAGGAGAGCAGUUUCCUGAGAGAAAUUUUGUGAAGAAAUAUGAUGUACUUUAUGUCUCCGCUCAAAGGCCUGCAUGAGAAAUGUUUUCAGUUCACACAAUAAAGCAAAAUAAAUGGC